Salarias fasciatus (jewelled blenny) is the source of this 1190-nucleotide messenger RNA. Its product is annotated as bryoporin-like. Lineage: Eukaryota; Metazoa; Chordata; Actinopteri; Blenniiformes; Blenniidae. Gene Ontology annotation, molecular function: channel activity. Gene Ontology annotation, biological process: cytolysis in another organism; monoatomic cation transport; pore complex assembly. The record is from RefSeq and is a predicted model, not a curated record. The transcript has 3 exons. Gene Ontology annotation, cellular component: pore complex. The coding region runs from base 239 to 790 and encodes 183 amino acids.
GGGGAAAAGGAGGCAGGGAUUUUCAGUGUCUGCAGUAUCUGGUCACUUCAUAAAAGCUCAUUUUAAACAUUUCAGAGAGUCGCUUUCUGUGAGACGCAAAAGUGACUUUUCAGAUCAUAGUUGCUGUGAAUUCCAGGUCACCGUCACAAGGCAAGCAUGUAAACACACACACACAAAAGACACACGCACAGAAACACGUGCAGGCAUGAUUGUUUUGUGUGUUUGAUCCGCGGCAGUCAUGGAGAUCGCGACCGUGGCUGCAGUUGCGGCUGUGGGGCAAGCAGUGGCUGGAGCGCUGCCGACGCACCGCCAGUGCUCCAUCCAGAUCAGCAACCACUGUUCCAGCUACGCGCUCUGUAAUCCCAGAUUCCAUCAGGUCAGCGGGAGCUCCUCCUCUCCGUUCCCCCCCACCAUUCCCGCCAUGUCGUCGGGGAGCGGCCUGUUCAUCAAGACUCCCCACGCCGCGUGCGGAGCUGUCGGCGUCUGCACGUACGACCUCGAGCACAACGACACAAAGAGACGCGAGGAGAAGCUGGCGGUCAUGUACUCGGUGCCCUACGACUUCAACUUGUACUCCAACUGGUACGCGGUGGGAGUCUUGGGCGCUCGCACGCCGUGUGAUUACGACCUGUACUGCCAGAUGUAUUACAAGGCCAGCAGAUGCUUCAUCAGAGGCAAGGCCAACGGGCCCGCUCUCGCCCACGAGGGGGAUCGCUUUACCGUCUUGGCUACGAUGUCGGACACCUACCAGCCGGUCAUGAAGGUCCAGAUCAAUCAGACUCACAAGUGAAAGUGAGAAACGUGUCAAUAAAUCUGUGGUUUCUUCCUGUUUUCAAAGGCUGCUAAUCUGAAACUGACAAGCUGAGAGUUUUGGGACACAACUCAACUCUCCAGCACUCUUCAAAUAAGACAACUUCACUGUAACUGUCUCCCAUGCUGAAUCAUUCUAACCUGUGAAAAGACCUCAACACAGGAGCUUGUUUAAAUGCUGCGUAUUGUUUCAUUGAAAUAAAGGUGAUCUUAUGCUGUUGAAAUUCAGCUAGAAUUAAUUUUAAAUUACUACAGAGAAAGGAAAGGAGAGCUUUAAAUUUUCCACUUUAACGUUGUUUGUGUCUGUUCCUGAUCAUGUGUUUCAAGUCUGAGAGUAAAAUCCUUUUGUAUGUUGAAGCUUGUCAAAAUGUGUUUUCUAA